UUGUUUUCUAUAUAAAAAAAAAAGAACAAACCUGGAAAGAAAAAUGUCAGAUUAUGUAUCUGAAGAAUUAGUAGUUGAAAUCUUGAAGAGGCUACCAGUAAAAUCUCUACUGAAAUUUCGAAGUGUUUGCAAAUCAUGGUAUUCUCUAAUCACAAACCCUAAUUUCAUUUCCCUUCAUUUAACUCACACCACUGAAGCCAACAAACCCUACUUGCUUAUCACGAAAAGCUUUAGACCUGACGACCGUGAAUGUCAGCGCUUCGUUUUGCACCGUGAUGAUGCCUCAUUUAGCGAGCAUAAACAACUGGAUUUACAGUUUUUUUACACGGUCCCUAGCGGUUCCAAUCCCGAAAAUUAUUUUUCCAUAAGCGGUUCGUGUAAUGGUUUGGUUUGUUUGUCUGAUUAUAAAUGUAAUCGUCUGAUUGUAUGGAACCCAGCAAUUGGUGAAUAUAUUACGACAUCGAAAUCGAAGUUCGACAUCGUUCUUGGAUUUGGAUUUGAUAGCAAGAACAAUGACUACAAAAUUGUGAAGCUUGCUGAUAAAGGUACGGCUUCUCCACAGGAACUCAUCCAACCAGAUGUUAAGAUUUUCGAACUUAGCUCAAAUUCUUGGAAGAGUAUUACUGUCAAGAAUCUUAGAUAUUCUAUUUUUGCUUCGCCGUUUCGUGUUUAUGUCAACGGUUUUAUUCACUGGUUUGUACGUGGAAACCGCCACGACAGAAAAAUAACCAUAGCAUCAUUUGAUUUGAGCAACGAAACAUUUGGAGAGUGGAUGGUUCCUGAUGCCCUAGCAGCUAAUGAUCAAUUAAGUAACCAUAAUCUUUCUUUAAUAGUGUACCGCCGAUCAUUAACUAUAGUACACUACGAAGAUUUUAAGGGCAUUGAAUAUCGGAAAUGUUCUUUUUGGGUAAUGAAAGAGUACGGAGCACCCGAAUGUUGGACGAAACACUUUACGAUAAAUUUGCAAGGUUAUGAUUUGUUGUUGGUGCAUAACAUUCAAGGGAAUGGUGAGCUUCUUGUUGAAGAAGGUAAUCAUGAGAUGGCUUUUUAUGACCCUGAGACACAAAGGGUCACCCGUCUUGGCUGCCAUGGAUAUAUCCGCCGAGUGCAUUCUUAUACGGAGAGCCUGGUUUUACUCAAGGGAAGGAAACAGAAACAGCAAUAGAAAGAAUUAAAGCAAGUUUAUGGUUUUCUCUUCUGGAUUUGGUUUUCACCAAUUACUGGUUUUGCUCUUCUUUUUUUUGUUAUUGGUUUAUUUGCUCUUUAAUUUAACUAGGAAGCUUGUUUUUUGGGGUUAAUUUUGGUGUUGGUCUAGUUUAUCAAGUUUAAAUGAAAUUAGUUUUUUUGGUUU
Molecule: messenger RNA, 1351 nt
Organism: Mercurialis annua (annual mercury)
Lineage: Eukaryota; Viridiplantae; Streptophyta; Magnoliopsida; Malpighiales; Euphorbiaceae
Product: F-box protein At3g07870-like
Exons: 1
Coding region: 44-1165 (373 amino acids)
Molecular function (GO): protein binding
Source: RefSeq, a predicted model, not a curated record